Messenger RNA from Trematomus bernacchii (emerald rockcod), 358 nucleotides. It is a transcript of the gene ift57, whose product is annotated as intraflagellar transport 57 homolog (Chlamydomonas). Gene Ontology annotation, cellular component: centrosome; intraciliary transport particle B; Golgi apparatus. Gene Ontology annotation, biological process: intraciliary transport; non-motile cilium assembly. Lineage: Eukaryota; Metazoa; Chordata; Actinopteri; Perciformes; Nototheniidae. The record is from RefSeq and is a predicted model, not a curated record.
UGUUGACGCUGAAAUAUCUUCAUCACAUCAGAAAACGUAGUGGUGUUUAGAAGAUUGAAAAUGAUGAUUUAAAACAGAUUUGUUAAGUUUCUAUGACCUGUGGAUAUGAUUUAAUUUGAUAACGAAGCUGACUGUGAUAAACGACAUGCCGGAAACUAAGCAUUUAACAUGUUUAUCGGUUGCCUGACAACGGAGAGAAAAGGAAGAUGGCGGAUGAAGGCAGGCGAGGCGAGGAAGAUGGCGGCCCCGGAGCGGCUCACCAGGUCUUCGUGGUGAUGGAGUCUCUGCUGGAGAAGUUAAAGGUGUUGAACUAUGAGGAGGAGGUCCUGGCCAAACACAACAUGAAGAAUCUGUCCAG